Tricharina praecox is the source of this 805-nucleotide messenger RNA. RefSeq names its product NO signaling/Golgi transport ligand-binding domain-containing protein. The transcript has 5 exons. Gene Ontology annotation, cellular component: cytosol; cis-Golgi network membrane; TRAPP complex. The record is from RefSeq and is a predicted model, not a curated record. Bases 132 to 707 code for a protein of 191 amino acids. Gene Ontology annotation, biological process: intra-Golgi vesicle-mediated transport; endoplasmic reticulum to Golgi vesicle-mediated transport. Lineage: Eukaryota; Fungi; Ascomycota; Pezizomycetes; Pezizales; Pyronemataceae.
UCACACUCUCAUCGGGUCCUCCUGCACGCCUAUUCCAACGUAUUAUCUAUCGCAUCCAACUCCAUCUCCCUCCAAGUGCCCCCACCUCCCCCCACAUUACAUCGCCUCCUUGGGGCUCAGAGUUGCUCGACAUGUCGUCCACGAAAGCAGCCCGCAUCGGCGAAGAGGUUUGGAAGACUAGAAUCGACAAAGUGAACGCCGAGCUGGUCACACUCACCUACGGAUCCAUCGUUGCGCAGCUAUGCAAGGACUUCGAAGGCGACUACAUGGAGGUCAACAAGCAGUUAGACAAGAUGGGCUACAACAUCGGUUUACGUCUGAUUGAGGAUUUUCUGGCGAAGACAAACACCGGGAGGUGCGCAAACUUCAGAGAGACAGCCGAGACCAUCUCGAAGAUCGGAUUUAAAGUGUUUCUGAACAUCACUCCUACGGUUACAAAUUGGACGUCGGAUAACAAACAAUUCUCUCUGAUAUUCGACGAGAAUCCUCUAGCAGACUUUGUCGAGCUACCGGAUGAUGGAAGGGCACAGAACGAGCUUUGGUACUCGAACAUCCUUUGUGGUGUUUUGAGGGGAUCAUUGGAGAUGGUUCAGAUGCAGGUCGACACACACUUCGCGAGCGACGUGCUGCGGGGCAACGAUUCUACAGAGAUGAGGGUAUCUCUCAUCAGGAUCAUAGACGAUGAGUUGCCUCCAGGAGAGGAUUGAGCAAUUGUCGUUGUUUUGUUGUUGCCGAAUCGAAUACCGCCAAUGAAUACCAGUAUCAUACGAGCUCGGGGGCCACGGGUGAAUGCAUUCUAUUCGUG